Molecule: messenger RNA, 1803 nt
Organism: Zophobas morio
Lineage: Eukaryota; Metazoa; Arthropoda; Insecta; Coleoptera; Tenebrionidae
Product: lebercilin
Exons: 5
Coding region: 91-1692 (533 amino acids)
Biological process (GO): intraciliary transport
Cellular component (GO): axoneme
Source: RefSeq, a predicted model, not a curated record
CUGCAAUGCAGUUUUAAUUAUUAUCAGUAAAAGGUUCUCCAUGUUUUUACACUGUUUUUAAUUAAGUAUUUCGCCUACGAUUAAAAUAAAAUGGCAAGCAGUAGUUCCACACCACAAAAACCGCCCGAACAGAGAAGCAAAAGUUGCGAAACGGCGUGUUCAUCGAAUUCUAGCUGUUUUUUCCAAAAAAGAAAGCCGAUUAAUCCCUUGGCGAAUUCAGUACGGACUAGUCUUUCACGAAGUACGGUUAAUUCGGUCAGACAGCGUGUCUUGUCAGCAAAAUUAUUGAAAUUAAAAAGCGUCCAAAACCAAUUAAAUGACGCCAAUUAUCACCUAGCGGAAGUUAUAAGAGAAAAUCAGGCUUUGAAAACGUUACAAAAACGUCAGGAUAGAGCACUAUCAAAAUAUGAAGGUGCAAAUGCAGAAUUGCCACGUCUUAUCAAAUCGCAUGAAGAAGAAAUACGAUUUUUGACUGAGAAAAACAAACAGUUGCGCAAAAGUGUUAAAGAACUAAAUGAGCAAUUGAAACAUAAAAGUGAUGAACUGCUGAGUGUCCAAGAACAAUUAAAACACUAUGAAAAACUUGAUAGAGAUAAGCACUUGUUGGAAAGGGAAAAAUUGGUAGAGGAAUUAGAGGAUGUGAAGGCAAAACUUAAAAAAGCGGACAGUGAAAUAGUUAUUUUGAAUAGGAAACUUACUCUAGAAAAUAAAACAUCGAAGCAGAGACUGAAUGUUGAAAUGGUAAAACAUAAACAGUGUCAAAGGGAACUCGCACAAGCGUUAACUGAAAUUAGUAAACUGACCAAAUUCGCGGAGACCAAAGACAAGCCAUCAAACGGGAGAAAGCGAUUUUCCACUUUACCUCAAAGACAAUCGACUUCCUUAGUUUCUUUAAAUGGCACCAAACAUUCCAAUUUACCAGAAAAUCCACCUUUCGCUGAUAAAACUCCAGUUACUGAGGUAAAAUUAGAACCUCUAACACAGACCAAAGAAGAGGAAAUUAGUACCAUAAAAGCAUACAAAGGAAUUUUAAAGUGUCCAUCAGAAAAUAUCAAAGCUAGAUUAUCAGCAGAUUCCAGAAAAGACAUAGAUGAAGAGAUUUUAUCAGUGGAUAAGUUAAGCAUAAGUGGAAGCGAUUCCUCAAAUGAGAAAGAAAGCCACCUAAGUCGUCCAAACUCGAAUCCAAAACUGGAAAAAAUUGAACUAAACAUACAAAAAGCUAUGCGAAAAAGCGAAGAGAAUAAAUCUGGUGAUGAACUUAGUAAGCGACUGGGAGAUUUUUGUUUACAGGCAGUGGAUUCUAUUAAAAAUUGUUCCAAUCUGAUUGAAAAUCAUAAAGAAAAUUUAGCGUUUGCAAAAGAAGAUACUGAGCAUAUAGCGGAAACUGUGAAAGGAGUUGCAAAUAUUGAAAAACGGAUGAAACGUUCAGCGAAUUUACAUUCUCCUGAAAAUGAUUUACCUGAAGAUAAUUUUGAUUUUGUUAAUAAAAUUUUAAAAGAAGAGGCAGAGUUUCAGGCAAAGUAUAACAAGAAUGGAAAGAAAAAGGAACCUGCGGUCGCAAGUAAUGAUAAACAGAAACUGCUGGCUACUUUAAGGGCAAUUGAUAAUGGGGAUAGCUUCGAUUCUUUUGAAAGCGAAUCCAAACAGGAUAAGCAAUUAAUGAAAGAACUUUUUGGGGACUUGUCGAACUGAUGGGUCGUCACUGACAGGGAAUUUAUUGUAUACUGUUAUUUUAUCCUUAUUGUUAUUUAGUGUUUAGUUAGUCUAAAUUUAGGGAAUUUGUACUUACCUGAACGAAAUUAU